Molecule: messenger RNA, 846 nt
Organism: Oncorhynchus mykiss (rainbow trout)
Lineage: Eukaryota; Metazoa; Chordata; Actinopteri; Salmoniformes; Salmonidae
Source: RefSeq, a predicted model, not a curated record
CUGGGCACACAAUGCGUGUGAGAGAGCGAGAGAGUGUGAGUGAGUGAGAGAGCGACAGAGAGACAGAAAGACACAGACAGACAUGCGGAGCAAUGGGUGGGAGACUUUAGAGUGCUGGUGAAAAUGGAUUUUGGAAUUACACUUAAUCUGAGUACCCUAUUGAAAUGGAAAAUAAUAAGAUCCAUUCUCUGGAUAUUACUCUUUCUCGAAAGUGAUCUGAUUGAUGCUGUAAAUGUGUCGGGAAAAGAGGGAAUGAAAGUAACUUUACCGACUGGACUUACUGAACUGUCUAGCGGCACUGUUAUAGCAUGGUCUUUCCUAUUCAGUCGUUCAGAUUCAUUUGAUAAACUAGCUAUGCUGAAUGCUGGUGUGAUUAAAACGGACUACAGUAGGAGGUUCAAAGACAGACUGAAGCUGGAUACUCAGACUGGAUCUCUCACCAUCAGAAACCUCACCAUCAGCGACUCUGGACUUUAUAAAAUACUUAUCAUCAAUACACAGAGUUCAUCUAAGAUUGCAAAUCUAACUGUCUAUGCCUCAGUGUCUGCUCCUCACAUCAGUCCCUCAGUGGACAGUCCAUUUGAAAGCAUGAGCUGUUCCUUGGUGUGCACUGUGAAGAACGGGAGAGAGGUGAUCUUGUCCUGGUACAGAGGAGGGGAGAUUCUCAACCAGACCAGCAGCCCUGAUCUUCUAGCCAAUCUCUCUCUCCCUCUGGAGUUAAACAAAAUAAACGUUGACACCAACAGCUGUGAGGCUUCCAACCCUGCUGACUCAAAACCAACUCCACUCAACAUUGAAACGCUCUGCCCUCAAUUGUCCUCACGCUCUGCCCUCAAAGGACAGUAA